Molecule: messenger RNA, 1080 nt
Organism: Schistosoma turkestanicum
Lineage: Eukaryota; Metazoa; Platyhelminthes; Trematoda; Strigeidida; Schistosomatidae
Source: the annotation of a GenBank genome assembly
AUGGAGAGCGUUUAUUUUCAUGGUGUACGUAUUCGUAAUACAAAUCCUAUGAUAAUAGAUGAACAAAUGAGCUAUCGAUGUGAUUGUACUGUAGAAUUUAUGGAUUCUGGUGAUACAUAUAACUUGAACGCUUUCGAAUUUGCUGAACAAAGUGUCUAUUUCGAACGUGUUCUAAAAUAUCACAAUGGAAAUGGGAAUAUACAAUUACCGGAAUUUGUGAAACCUGGUUUCCCUUCAAUUGUAGAAUUUAUACGUACCGGUGAAACAGAGAUUAAUCCUGAUAAUGUUUAUAGUAUAUUCAUCGCCGCGGAUUUUCUUCUAAUACCAAGAUUGAAAGAACAAUGUGCCAAUCUAUUGAAAGAGAUUGCCACGACUGAUUUCUCCGCUGCCAUCGAUAUUUGGUUAAAUUAUAAAUCAUUCUAUUGGCCUGAACUGGGAAAUAUGGCAUAUCAAGUGAUUUUAGAGAAUUUUGAAAAUAUAUGGCAUACAUCAGAUUUUGAAAAGCUAAGUGCAAAUGAUAUUCGUCAAAUUCUACAUGAAGAUACUUUAAAUUGUAAAAAUGAAAAGAAUGUAUUUCAUGCUGUUAUACAAUGGAUUAGUGGUGAUUUUGAUACACGUAUUCAAUAUAUAUUGGAAUUAUUGUUGUGUAUCCGACUUGGAAUGUUGUCUAAUGUUGAUUUGGAUGAUAUCAAGAAGCAUGAUUUUAUUCAAGUCACUCCGGAAUAUUCGGAUUUGUUGAAUCAAUGGCCAACAUGUUUAACAACCACAAAUAAUCGUAUUAUAAAUGCAUAUGGACAGAGAUUUAUAACGCCGAGGCUACCACAUGAAGUCAGUGUCUCCACAUCAUUCAGUUAUAUUACUAUUUGAAGGGUGUAUGAAACCACACUCUUCAUAGUUGAUGUUCUAUCUUCAAGCUAUGACGACUGAAACAAUUUUGACAUCAACAUCAUCAGUCGAAUGUCGAGUAAAGAGGACCAUUACUCCCAGCAUCAUUUACAUGAAGAAUUUUUAAAGAUUGCACACUUUUCUAGUGUAAAUUGACUGGCCAAACAAAAUGCUGAUUCGUCAAAUCACAAAAAU